AUUUGGAAUGCGGCGCUGGAGAAAGCGUGGAUGAAUAAUAUCCCAUGAUAAGGCAUUGCGUGAAGAUUUGACGACUCUGCGUACGUUUUCCUGUUAUGACGACAAAGGAGGUAUGUACAAGACUCGCCCAGGUUCAUUUCACAGUACAAACUCCUACCGGUGCUCAUCCAGAGUUGGAGUGUAGUGUGGAGCUAGACAUCUCUUGGAAAUCAACUUAUUCUGUUUACCGGAUACACUUAUACUUUAAGAAGGAUCAGCAUUUUACAAUAUGAAUUCGUAAAGUAAGAAAAAACCGAGGCUUUCACUUGGAAGACCACUUGACCAUCUGUCAUGGAAGGAAAAGAGGAGAUCAGUGAUACUGACAGCGGGGUUAUUCUGCAUUCUGGGCCUGAUAGCCCCACUACAGUGAUGAAGGACGUGAAUACUCAUACUCGGGUCAUGAAACUCAAGCAGCAAGCUCUGGAGGACAGGUUGAAGAUUUGCUUACUGGAGCUCAAGAAACUCUGCAUCAGAGAGGCUGAACUCACAGGACAUUUGUCCUCAGAUUAUCCCCUGUUACCUGGAGAGAAGCCCCCUCAAAUUCGCCGGCGCAUCGGAGCUGCUUUUAAAUUAGAUGAGCCAAGCAUCCUAAAUAGAACUGAGGACUCUGAGCUGAGCUCUGUGGAGGCUGAUCUGGCUCUUCAGCAGCAGAUAUACGUGGCAUCCCAGAGACUGUGCCAGGAGGAACAUCUCAGCAAAGCGGUAAAGAGGAGUCGUCUACAGCAGUACCAGCGUGAGGAAAGGAAACUCAAAGAGCUACAGGAAGCUGUGUUUAGGCUGAGACUGGAACAUGGCCGAUCUUCACCACGCCCUGGCAUGAUCACACAGCGAUUAUGCACUUCAGACAAUAGCUCGUUGUCAGACUCAGCUGUGCUGGAUGAGGAGGAACUGUCUUCCCAGCUUUCUUCAGAGCCUCCUGCUCCUGCUGUAGACUUUCAUGCUCCACCUCAAACCAACUCUUAUACCACUUCUAAUACACCUAUAGCCCCCUCCUACCGGCCCCUCGAGGCCACUGUUCGUCAAACUCCACCACAAUCCCUGGAGGAUUUGCACACAUGCCAGAGUCCAGUCUUAGAGCAUGACCCUGCCCCCAUUCAAAACUCUCCCUGGAUGGAGAGUAGUUUGGACCAGCCCUACCAGAAAAAGAAAACAUCUCGCUCUAGUAGCAUCAAAUCCAGUAGUCCUGCUGUUACCCCCACAUUGCCUCCUCUGGAGGCCUGUCUUGCGGAGGCCAGGAUAUCACUGCAGAUACCCACCCAUGCUGCUCUGAAACAGACACAGUCCUGCAGCGCACCCUCCACUCCAGAGAUGCACCUGCGCAGGAUACAGUCCUUUAGAGUUCCCAACACUGAUCCCAACCCUUAUGAUCCCGAGCGGGAACGUGGGCGCUCAAGGGGCCCCAGGAGACGGUUGACAGACUUUGCGGUGACACAAUCAGAAUACUCUCCUAUAAGUCUAAAUGUAGGAAACCCUUUGUACUACUCUAGUUCCGAGGACAGCAACUCAGAACACUCUGUGCAUUCAUACACCAGCUCGCCCUGCCAAGAGCACCCUGGGGAACUUCCAUGGCCCAAUCAGCCCCAAUACGGAUACCAAUACACCAGCUUCAAUGACAAUCACAUACCACAAAGAUGCUCUCCUACCCCCUUCUACAAGAACGCUCAGUACCAGUCCUCAUCGAGUUUUUCCAGGGGGUACGUGGAGGACGGAUGGGGUCACCCCUUGGAAAUGGACAGCGGACGAUUGUUGUACAUGAGACACCAGACCCCCUCACCUGUUUAUUCGACUAAUGGUCACUAUGAGUACUGCUACAGUGAGGCUUUGCCUUCCCAGCAGGGAAGUUGCAGGUUGUUACCCACCCAUGUGAAAUUGUCACGGGCUCCUUCGCUUAGAGAGUAUCCACACCAUCCUAACAGAGGCCUGCCACGGCAGGUGGUGUCAGAGGAACUCAAAUCGUGGCACCAGCGCAACCAACUCCGACCGCCUCGCCCACAUUCGCUGGACCGGAACAGGCAGGGUGCACUCCGCAUCCGAAAUGUGCCUGGGCAAGAGUCCCCACUUUCGCUUUCCCAGCACCACCGGUUCCAGGAACAGCAGGUAUCCCAGAAACAGGUUGUUUUUAGGACUCCAGACAGGUUGUAUGAGGAUGACUCUGAGGUUGCCAGCCAGGUGUGAAACCUUGGACUACUUAUGACAACAGUCCUAUUUAUGCAAUAAUUUAUUGAGUUGAUGAAUUAAAGUAUAGACUUUUUAACAUCGAAAACUAUAUACAGGGAUAUGUCAAGACAGUCAUCACUUUCAAUUAAACGCCUUGUCCCUAUAUGUGUGUGUGUGUGUGUGUGUGUGUGUGUGUUUUACUGUGACAAAUGUUUUAUAGAGUUUUUUUAAUGGAUUAACUUACUUGUUUACAUUUUGUAUAGUUAAAUAAAUUUAAUUUGUUACUAAGCGUUGUUUUAUGUUUGGUUAGUGUGUGUUGAUACUGAGAUUGAUAAAGUGAUGAAGUGAAAUAAAUAAAGAAUCUGUUUGUAUGCAAUCAGUAGAUUUUUU
This is a messenger RNA of Carassius auratus (goldfish), 2586 nucleotides long. RefSeq names its product innate immunity activator protein-like. The transcript has 11 exons. Bases 331 to 2214 code for a protein of 627 amino acids. Gene Ontology annotation, biological process: adherens junction maintenance; positive regulation of protein ubiquitination. Lineage: Eukaryota; Metazoa; Chordata; Actinopteri; Cypriniformes; Cyprinidae. The record is from RefSeq and is a predicted model, not a curated record.